Medioppia subpectinata is the source of this 2883-nucleotide messenger RNA. NCBI's taxonomy places the organism in Eukaryota, Metazoa, Arthropoda, Arachnida, Sarcoptiformes, Oppiidae. The record is from the annotation of a GenBank genome assembly.
ACACAGUGUUUGACAAAUGGAUUGAAAGUAUGAAUCAUUCAGUCAUUCAUUAUUGAGAUUAUGUUUACGUUUUGAUCGCAAAAACAGUCAAACAAUUCGUGAUUUAAUUAUUGAUUCAAUUAUUGUCGACACGAAUGAAGACUCAGUCAAUACAAUCCAUACACUCAACACAUUGUCCAUCACUUCCACUCACUCUUUGACCACUCAGUCGUGAACAGAGCGUUGAAUUACAGGACAACACAACCAGUGAUGCAAAACCAUUCAAAUCAGUUGAUCUCGUCGUCCAGCGGUUCCCACCGAAGAGUGGCCUCCAAUUCGUCCAACUCUUCGGCAAACAAUAUGAACGCCAGUAAUAGAGAGCCACUGAAGCCGUUAUCGUUGGCCGAGUGUGUGGCCGAAGGCUGUCCGCCGCCCACUCUUGUGCUCAAUGACAAAGUGGUCUGGAUUUCAGACAACGGCCCGGAGUUCGGGUGCGUUAAAUGGUUGGGCAAAUUGCCAGACGUGGGCACCGAUUGGAUGGCAGGCGUGGACUUCGCGAACGCCGUCGGGUCGGGAACCGGUCUAUACAACGAUCAUCAGCUCUUCGAGACGCGUCUGAAUCACGCGUCACUCGUCCCUGUGAUCGGACUCAUGAAAGCUCACGACUAUUUGGGCGCAAACCAGCCGUCGGGCCAUCACUUCGCCCAACACAACAGUCCUGUGCCUCAAAAGCCCCGGCGGACCAAAUCGGGCAAAAAGGACGACGAGAAGAGGGCCCACACGCCCUCCGCCGCCGCCCACAAGACGAUGUCCGGCGCGGAAGCGAAUCCAAUUGAAUCUCAUUCCGUGACCAUCGCUGAAGUGAAUAAGUUGUCGCACGGAAACAGCUAUAGCUCUAUGAUAGCCAACAGCUCAUCCAAAGCUAAACCAAUUAACUCAUCGAUUGUGUCCAUCACUAACACAUCCAACCACUCAUUGCCCUCAUAUUCGACGGCCGAGUCGUUGUUAAACACCGCAAGUCUUUCCUCACAUUUGCCCGAAAAGCAGCUGAAAAUUCCCGACAGAGAAGCUCUCCAUUCGUAUAACAAUUGUCUGUCGGACGAGUCGAUCGUUGGACUCAACUCCCAGACCAAUGGGUUGAAUGGUCACGACUUCGAGAUCGGUUCGGUUGUCGAGUUGAAUAUCGAUGACAUCUCCCGAUACGGUGUCGUCAAAUGGAUCGGACCGUUGUCUGUGAACGAUGGCCACGAUUUGGGCGAUUGUCUGAUGGCUGGCAUUGAAUUGGAAGAAGAAGUGAACGGCUUAUCGGACGGCACUUAUAACGGGAAACGAUAUUUCGAUUGCGCGCCCAAAAAGGGUUAUUUCGUGAAACUCAGUCACUGUCUAAAAGACAGUCGUUUCGCGUCGAUGUCUGAGCGCCGAAGGAGUGCUCUCUUCGGAAGCAUUGACUGCCCGACAGUGACCGGAGACGUACCGCCGCUGAGCACUAGCGACGACUUGCAGUCGCUGUGCGGCAAAAAUCGCGGCAUUCAGGGACACCACAACUCCUGCUAUUUGGACGCAACCCUAUUCUCGAUGUUCUCGUGCACCACAAUCUUCGAGUCACUGCUUCAUCGGCCGCCGCGCGGCGACGACAUACCCGAGUAUAAGGAAGUGCAACGAGUGCUCAAAGAGGAGAUCGUUAACCCUCUUCGGGCCAACCUUUACGUUAGAGCCGAUCGAGUGAUGCAUUUGCGGACACUUCUCGAGAAAAUCAGUUCCGUUCGCGGACUGACCAGCGAAGAGAAAGAUCCAGAAGAAUUUCUAAACCUUUUACUCAAUGAGAUAUUAAAGGCUGAGCCGUAUCUAAAGCUAAGCUCCGGUUUGGAGUCGUUUUUCUACCAACUCUUCGUCGAGAAAGACGAAAAACUAACGCUUCCGACAGUUCAGCAACUGUUUGACCAGUCAUUCCUGGCGUCAGACAUAAAGCUACGAGAAGUGCCGCCGUGUCUACUCAUACAAAUGCCACGAUUCGGGCGACAGUUUAAAAUGUAUCCCCGAAUCGUUCCGAGCCUUUAUCUGGACAUCACUGAUGUGUUGGACAACAGUCCGCGACAGUGCGCUAUAUGUGGACAAUGCGCUGAAUACGAGUGCAAAGAAUGCUUCGGUCUGUUCGGCGAGGGUCUCGACAGUACAGCCUUUUGUGGCAAAUGUGUCGAUAAAAAUCAUUCACAUAAGAAGCGAAGCAAACACAAGACCACCAAACUGUCGAUUCCGGCCGAGUUUCAUAUGUUGAAAGAGCACUCACAGGUGCCCCGCAUUUACAUGGAGUUAUUCGCUGUCUUAUGCAUCGAAACCAGCCAUUACGUGUCGUUCGUGAAGUGUGGGUCGGGACCGGACAGCCCGUGGUGUUUCUUCGACAGUAUGGCCGACCGCAAGGGCGAACAAAACGGCUAUAAUAUCCCAGAAGUGGUAUCGUUCCCAGACUUAAGGUGGUGGCUCAGCGAAGAGGGAACUGCUUUCCUAUUGAACACAAAAGACGACAAAAUGUUGCCCGAAAUGCCGAGACGUCUCUUCUCUGACGCCUACAUCUGUUGGUACGCAUCGGAUGUGUUGCGAUACCGUUGAGCACAUCUCUACACAACCCAUACAUCCUUGUAAUCAUUAUAAGCCUUUCACUACAAUUAAUUGCUCGUAUUAUUAAUACAUAUAAACUAUUAUUUUGAUGCUCUUUUGUCACGCAAUCAAACACUUUGUAUAAAUCUCUACUCAGAACUCACUUUUCUCAAUGCAUAACCAAAAUCGAGAGUAACUUAUAGUUGAGUCGAGAAACUGUUUCGUUAAAUCACUUCUUAGUUUGAAACAAAUUUUACGCAUAUUUUUGGGCAACUUUUAGGUUAUGUUUUUCAUAAAUCUAUUAUUAGA